Molecule: messenger RNA, 1028 nt
Organism: Pistacia vera
Lineage: Eukaryota; Viridiplantae; Streptophyta; Magnoliopsida; Sapindales; Anacardiaceae
Exons: 4
Coding region: 48-875 (275 amino acids)
Cellular component (GO): chloroplast thylakoid
Source: RefSeq, a predicted model, not a curated record
CCUUAUCCAUUCUGUUAUCGUCUCACUCACACACACACACAAAGAGCAUGGCCGCCACACUUAGCCUCCUUAGACUUCCUAUUCUUUCUCAGAAACAACACCAUUCCUACUCCGAUCCCCGAUCUAAACUUCCAGUUAUCGCCAAUGCUACUAAACUAAACAUUCCAAAAGGCUCCACUCACCUACCAACACCCUUCAAUAAGACCAUCCAUCAUUUAAAAUCAGUUGCUCCUCCCCUUACAACUGUCGCAUUGCCUUUCUUUUUAGAUACCAAGGAUGCACUUGCUGUUGGUGGGGAGUUUGGGAUUUUGGAAGGCAGGACUUUUGCACUCAUACACCCCAUUGUUAUGGGUAGUUUGUUUUUCUACACUCUCUGGGCAGGGUAUUUGGGUUGGCAAUGGAGGCGGGUUCGGACUGUCCAGAAUGAGAUCAAUGAGCUCAAGAAGCAAGUGAAGCCUACCCCAGUUACUCCUGAUGGAAAACCCGUUGAAGUAGCACCAUCACCUGUUGAAAUUAAAAUUCAGCAACUCACUGAGGAGAGGAAGGAGUUAGUGAAAGGGUCUUACAGGGAUAGACACUUCAAUGCAGGAUCUAUACUGUUAGGUUUUGGAGUUUUCGAGGCUAUUGCUGGAGGAGUUAACACAUGGUUUAGAACAGGAAAACUAUUCCCAGGGCCCCAUUUGUUUGCAGGAGCAGGCAUAACAGUUCUAUGGGCGGCAGCAGCAGCUCUAGUACCUGCAAUGCAGAAAGGGAGUGAGACUGCAAGAAAUCUUCACAUUGCUUUGAAUGCAAUAAACGUUCUCCUAUUUAUAUGGCAAAUUCCCACUGGAAUUGAUAUAGUCUUUAAAGUGUUUGAAUUCACUCAAUGGCCUUGAAUUUGAUUUACCUAUGUUGUAAAAAAUGAUAGUUUCUUUUGUCGCUAUAGUAUACUAGUUUAUCUUUUCUAAAUCUGUGGUAACCAUUGCUUCAAAGAGUUAAAUACCAUAUGAGUUUCAAUUUUCACAUAUUGCCUCUUUCAUUUUAUUGAA